Messenger RNA from Thamnophis sirtalis, 1311 nucleotides. It is a transcript of the gene CHKB, whose product is annotated as choline kinase beta. NCBI's taxonomy places the organism in Eukaryota, Metazoa, Chordata, Lepidosauria, Squamata, Natricidae. Gene Ontology annotation, biological process: CDP-choline pathway; phosphatidylethanolamine biosynthetic process. Gene Ontology annotation, cellular component: cytoplasm. The record is from RefSeq and is a predicted model, not a curated record. Gene Ontology annotation, molecular function: choline kinase activity; ethanolamine kinase activity.
AUGGAGGCGCCCGAGGGAGACGGGCCGGAUGGAGACCGAGCAGCGCCCCGCUCGCCCCGCGGCUCCCCGGCCGUCCCCGCGGCCACCCGACUGCGCGCCUUCCUCUGGUGCCGCGAGUUCCUGGCCGGGGCCUGGCGCCGCUUGGCCGCCCCCGAGCAGCUGGGCAUCGUCCCGGUCAGUGGAGGGCUGAGCAACCUGCUCUACAGAUGCUCCCUGCCGGACCACAUCCCCUCCGCCCAGGAGGAGCCACGCCAGGUCCUGCUCCGCGUCUACGGCGUCAUCCUCCAGGGGGUCGACUCGCUGGUUCUGGAGAGUGUGAUGUUCGCCAUCCUGGCCGAGCGGGCCCUGGGACCACGGCUGUAUGGCAUCUUCCCACAGGGGCGCCUGGAGGAAUACAUCCCGAGCCGCCGCCUGGUCACGGAGGACCUGCUGGAGCCCACCAUCUCGGGGGAGAUCGCGGUGAAGAUGGCCCGCUUCCAUGGCAUGGUGAUGCCCUUCAACAAGGAGCCGAAGUGGAUGUUUGGGACCAUGGAGAGGUACCUGAAGCAGAUCUCUGAACUCACCUUUUCCCAGGAGGCCCAGCGGCACAAGCUGAACCGGCUCAAGGCCUACAACCUGGAGGCCGAAAUGCACAGCCUCAGGACGCUGCUGGAGGCCACGCCGUCCCCCGUGGUUUUCUGCCACAAUGACGUGCAGGAAGGGAACAUCCUCCUCCUGGCCAGGCGCGAGGCCUCCUCCACAGACCGGCUGAUGCUCAUUGACUUUGAGUACAGCAGCUACAACUACCGGGGCUUCGACCUCGCCAAUCACUUCUGCGAGUGGGUCUACAGCUACACCCACGACGAGUGGCCUUUCUACAAAGCCAGCCCGGAGAAGUACCCCAGCCGCCAGCAACAGCUGCACUUCAUCCGGUGUUACCUGCAGGAGGCGGGUGGGAAGGCCGACCCCCCCUCGGCGGAGGAGCAGGAGCGCCUGGAGGCCAAGAUGCUCCUGGAGAUCAGCCGGUUCACCUUGGCCUCCCAUUUCUUCUGGGGCCUCUGGUCCAUCCUGCAGGCCAAGAUCUCCACCAUUGAGUUUGGCUACCUGGAAUAUGCCCAGUGCCGCUUUGAGGCCUACUUCCAGCAGAAGGCCAGAGGAGAGUGACCAUAGGCUGGCCAGCGGCCAUGAACUGGCCUGACCAGGGCUGGCAUAUCGGACAGCUGGAACUGAGGGACCAAGACUGGAGGGGUGGCUGGUCAGUCCUCCUGCAAGACCCACUCUCUGCACAUCUGCCUCGGGGCUGUGGUGCCUGGAUUUAUUCGGCCAACCUGG